UGUAUCUACCCCGCUUAUUUAAAUAAUAAGAAGACCAUAGCUGAGGGGAGGCGGAUCCCCAUUAAUAAGAUCCUUAAAAUGUGAGAUUUGUUGAUAGUCUUACCAGAAAUGUUUGCAUGUUUUGACGCUCAGGAAUGAAUGCAAAGCCUCAAGUAGGCCAAGCAAGUUCCCUGUCACUAAGCGACACCCCAGCCCCUGCCGUGUAGUUUAAGUGCUCCAAGCAAGAGUUUCUUAGCAGGAGCACCGUUGACAGCGUUUGCUUCUUUUAAAGGCUGUAGAAAACCCCACGGCUACUGAGAUUCAGGAUGUAUGUUCAGCAGUUGGACUGAAUGCGUUUCUGGAGAAAAACAAAAUGUACUCCAGAGAAUGGAAUCGUGAUGUUCAGUAUAGAGGCAGAGUUCGGGUACAGCUCAAACAGGAAGAUGGCAGCCUCUGUCUUGUACAGUUCCCAUCACGUAAGUCGGUGAUGCUGUACGUAGCAGAAAUGAUACCCAAGCUAAAAACAAGGACUCAGAAGUCAGGAGGUGCUGACCCAAGUCUUCAGCAGGGAGAGGGGAGUAAGAAAGGGAAAGGAAAGAAGAAGAAAUGAUGUGGCGUGAACAUACAGUGUGCAGUUCUGCUGGGAGAGACGUGGCAUCUUUGCGUGUGAGGGAACAGCUUUUUGUUGUGUUGUUUAACUGAGCUGCGAACGUGUGUCUCCCAUCUUCAACAGUUAACAAUGAAGUCAGUUUACAUCACAAGUUUGCAUCCAGCUUUUAGAUGUAAAAAGAAAAAUUGUGUGUGUGGAAGAAAGAAUAUUUUUAACAGAUAAUGACUGUCCCAUAAGUUACUUGAAAUAUCUAUCUGUUUGUCCUCCGUGUAAACAUAUUUCAGAUAUAUAUGUUUAAUAAAGUUUGGAAUACACAUUUUGUUCACCUUUAAGUUAAUGAAAUAAAAGAUUUAAACUGA
This is a messenger RNA of Rattus norvegicus (Norway rat), 948 nucleotides long. Lineage: Eukaryota; Metazoa; Chordata; Mammalia; Rodentia; Muridae. The record is from RefSeq and is a predicted model, not a curated record.